AUGGCCCAAGAACAAUUCGCCGAGCAAUCGACAUCUGGUCGUGAGAAUGGCAACGGCCACGAGUCGAGCCCCCUACAUUCUCCGUCGCCCGCGCGUGCCCCAUCAGCCGAUCCCGAGCUACAAGGCCACGCCCGUCCCGACCACGCGCUUUCUCCGGCUACCGUAGAUCAUGGCGACGAAACAUUCAAGGUCUCGGCCGAAGCCGCCCUCAAGCUCCUUAGUGCAGGAAUCGAGGCGCUGGUCAGCAUGACGGGAGACAUCCCCCCGACACCGCCUCCCAUGAGCCCGACAAUACCACACAUGAGGGGAAUGGACGCAGAGAAGAUCAAUAUUGUACGCUCGAACUCGGAGAAGAACCUAGCCCGGCUGGCCCAACGGAGCAGCGCGGCGACCUCGCCCAUGCCGGGGCGCUCUCCCCUUCAGCACGUUCAGUCUGCCUCCGACGCGGCGGAAACACUAACCACAACUUCACAGCCGCAGGAAGUUGACGGCGUGCGCCUACGCACAACGAAUCCCGCACCAGCCGCCGCACCGGGCCACAUCACGUGUCACCUCACCACGGACGCCCCCGCCGUCCAAUCCCCCGCAAACGCAAUCCCCACAACCGCUCGUACCGUACAUUAUCUGCCACCCCCAAUCUCCGUGACCGAGUACCUAUCACGCGUGCACAACUACUGCCCCUUGUCGGCGGCCGUCUACCUCGCCACAUCGCUGUACAUCCACCGGCUGGCCGUGCUGGAGCGCGCCAUCGUCGUGACAAAACGCAACGCCCACCGGCUGGUGCUGGCCGGGCUGAGAGUAGCCAUGAAGGCGCUGGAGGAUACGUACUACUCGCACGACGUCAUUGCGCGCGUCGGGGGGAUAAGCGGGAAGGAGCUGGGGCGGCUGGAGAUCAGUUUCUGUUUCCUGACCAGCUUCGACCUGGCGGUGGACGCGUCCAUGUUGAAGCAGCACUGGGAGUUAUUGCAGAAAGGCACCGAGUGUUGGAGCGUGUUGGAGGAGGAGCUGCGGCAGCAGGACCGCGGGUUUGUGUCGUUUGUGAAGGCACCCCCGGAGGGCGGCGCGGAGGCGCAGGCGUGA
Chaetomium globosum CBS 148.51 is the source of this 1080-nucleotide messenger RNA. RefSeq lists its product as uncharacterized. NCBI's taxonomy places the organism in Eukaryota, Fungi, Ascomycota, Sordariomycetes, Sordariales, Chaetomiaceae. The record is from RefSeq and is a predicted model, not a curated record. The coding region runs from base 1 to 1080 and encodes 359 amino acids. The transcript has 2 exons. Gene Ontology annotation, cellular component: cyclin-dependent protein kinase holoenzyme complex; nucleus. Gene Ontology annotation, biological process: regulation of cyclin-dependent protein serine/threonine kinase activity. Gene Ontology annotation, molecular function: protein kinase binding; cyclin-dependent protein serine/threonine kinase regulator activity.